GCUAGCAUAGAUUAGGCUAUAAAAUAGUUCCAUGACCACUGGAAUACUUCAAAGAUAUUAUUCAUUUAACAACCAUGACACAGUGAAAGAGGGAUCUGGCACAAUUGGCGUUCAAUGUGCUACAAUCAAGUCCCUGACACUGGAAUUAUUGCUUCGUAGGCUAGUUGCUAUUGGUUGAAAGUAGGUCAGCUCAACCGCGUUCAUGUGAGCAUUUCAUGGUAGGCUAUAAGCCUUGACAGUUGCUGAAUUCACCAAAGAGUCAGCGUAGUCAAAUCUGAAUGGAAGGAAUAUUAGCUUGGAAUGUAAGCGAAUAGAGUUUCAAAGCGCUUGUUCGGCGAUGAUUUAAGCCACCAUCCCACAACACUCUUGUUGAUAGGGAGAAGAGGGGUUAGUUUCACGUUUUCAGAACACAACCGCAGUCGGACGGGUGAAAAAAUAACUUUAUUCAGUUUAUUUUACGUUUCUGCUGUUACUUUACUCAGGCCUUAUAGAUAGAGUUAUUGCUCAAUUAGGGCUCUGAAUUUAUCCAUAGGCCACCCUAGCAUAUAUUUCUGAUAGGCAUAUAUGCCUAUCAGAAAGUUGAAUUGAUGGCAUUGAGAUGUUCGUGCAGUAGCCUAAUUAAUGUAUUAUUGCAAUACAACAUACACAAAAUCAUUAUCGAUCAUAAUUUUCUAAAUACAGUGAAAGUGCUGGCCGAUAAAAAAAAAUGCAGCCUUAAUUUUAUUUUUUAUCUUUUAAAAUAUAACUAUCUUGUCUGGUUGCGGUGAAAACAAUAACCGAAAGCUUUGACGUGAAACAAUGUAUUGUACAAAGCUCAUUAACAACAAGUCUACACGGUCCCGCCCUCCUCCAAUCUCAUUCGCACAGAGAAGGUUCAUUAGCAUUGCUAGUGAAUUUACGUCAACGACGACAGUGUCCGCACAUGGAAAGGCGAACCAUUUUGGCUGAGCGCUAGAAUCAGUUUCUCAAGCCGCAUCGAGCUUCUGAUCGCGGUCUGCGAGGACUCCACCGGUUUGGUCUCCGUCACGGAUAUUGUUUUUUAUUUUCCGUGCUUCACCAGGCCUCUAUUCGCGGAGCAUUAGUUGGAUUGCAGAUAAACACCUAUACAUUUUAUUUCGUCACUGUUUUGGAGAAAUAGUUUCUCCAUGUCCAGGGAUAUGGAAAAGAUGUCCAGACCUAUUCCUAUCAACUCAACUUUCCUACCUCCGACCCAUGGCGUACUCAAAUCCCUGCUGGAAAAUCCUAUGAAACUGCCCUUCCAUCACGAUGAAGGCUUUGGGAAAGAGAAAGAAAAGGAGAAGAAGUUAGAGGAGGAUGGCAACGGGGGCGCUCCACAGUCAGCCUUCCUGGGGCCCACGCUGUGGGACAAGACCCUGCCGUACGAUGGGGAUAACUUCCAGCUGGAGUAUAUGGACCUGGAGGAGUUCCUCUCGGAGAACGGCAUCCCAGCCAACAGCCAGGGCGACCAAAGCCAGCAGCAGCAGCAGCCGCCUCAAGCACCACAGCCGCAGACUCUGCCCCAGCCGCCAGUCCCUGCCGCCCCUUCCACCCCCAACGUCGUAGAUCUCAGCAGUCGGGCCACCCCCGCAGUCCACACAGGCUUGGUGCCCCAGAACUGCCUGCAGAGCCCACCGAGAUCAGCUCUGCCAUCAGCCCGCAACACACCGAGUCCAAUUGACCCAGAGUCCAUCCAGGUUCCUGUGGGCUACGAGCCCGACCCAGCAGAUUUGGCUCUGUCCAGCGUGCCAGGCCAGGAGAUGUUUGACCCCCGCAAGCGCAAGUUUUCAGCCGAGGAGCUCAAACCCCAGCCCAUGAUUAAGAAGGCGAGAAAGGUCUUCAUUCCCGAGGGUCUGAAGGAUGACAGGUACUGGGCAAGACGCAGGAAGAACAACGUGGCAGCAAAGCGUUCGCGCGACGCCCGCCGGCUGAAGGAGAACCAGAUCGCCAUCCGGGCGGGUUUCCUGGAGAAGGAGAACUCCGCGCUGCGCCUGGAGGUGGCCGACCUGCGGAAAGAGCUGGGCCGCUGCAAGAACGUUCUGUCCAAGUACGAGGCCCGACACGGCCCCCUGUGAGCGCCCCACCACGCAUGGGCCCCCUCCAUCACCCAGCCUGCCCCUCGAACCCCCCUGCACCCCAUGCACACCCACACCACCAGCCCGAGGGGGUUUUUCAAGGACUAUGCCUGCCCCGUGUGGAGAGGGGGAGAGGGCCACCCUCUCCUCGUGUGUAGAACCUCUCGCAGUCCGACGGACACUUCUUUAGAAGUUGAUGUACUCUUUAUGUUGACACCUUUUUUUCCCUCCUUCCCUCCUCAGUCACUGUCCUUCCCAGUUCCCCUCUCUAUCCAACCCUACACAUGUACAUAGAUAUAUUACUUGCAAAGAGGAUGUAUCCCCCCCCCCCUAUUUUACCCCAUUUUCUUUUUAUUGUUAGUUCGCUGAGCUGAACCUCUGUGUGGUCACCUCCCCGCCCCCAGAGUCUCGUUUCUUACCGUGAGUCCAGGACUGAACGCUGUCAUUCCCCCUCAGUCGCACUCGUUUUAUUUCUACAGUCCACAAGAGCAGCUUCUGGAGUGAUUUAUUCUCUCCUCCUCCUUUUCCUCUUCCUCCUCCUCCUCCUCCUCCUGUCAACUCUCUUUGUCCUUCCACUCAGGUCUUGCUGUCUUCUCGUUUCAUUGUCCUGAGAAUCUGUUUCCGCAAAGGAGAUGUGAGGCGUUUUAACCAUGCCUGCUGUAGUUGAGCAGAGUAAAUGUUUUGUAACUUGUUUUGAGAUAAGUGUUGUAUUGCGGUGUCUCCGCCAUCCUACGACCCCCACGGUCCUCCAUUGUCUUUGUGCGUACAUGCAGCCACGUUACACUAGCUAGCUUUCCAGACCACUUGUAAUCAUGUGUCCUGUUCUGAAUUUGAUCACUUACCAGUUUCCCCCAUAGCCGUGACAUAAGUGUACAGACUUUUACUUUUAAAAACGGAUAAACGGUAUGGCACAUUUCAUGUGUUUUUUUAUUUUUGUCAUCAUUGCAUCAUGGAGCAAUAAUUCUAGCCUGUUGUCUGCAGCCUCACAGCGUGCGUUGCCGAGAGAACCGCUCUCUUUUUCCCGCGUUCCGUGUUUCACCACGUUCUCAUUAGCGCAUUUGUGUGUGUGUGUGUGUGUUGUCUCUGCUUGUCUUGUGAGUGAGCUUUGCCUCUGUAGAGGGGGGAAGAGCUGUCCCUCCAAAAUACUGAGAGCCAAUGGCCCUCAGUCUCAGACCCCGUCACGCUCCCUGCUGAUCAAACCCUGAACCCAACCUGUCCAGCUAACCUCUGCACUAAUGCGUGUGUCACAAUCUGAUCUGGUGCGACCUUUCUACUCCCUUAGUCUUGUCCUCUGCCUGGUAUUUCCUCUGGAUCAGCUUUCCUUAUCUCUCUACCCUUACAAAACAAUGAACUUUUGAGAAAAAAAUGUAAACUGUUAAUUAAUAUUCAUUCUUAUUACUAUUGUUGUUGUUGUUAUUAUUGUAAUUAUGAUUAUUAUUACUAUUAUCAUCAUUGGUUUAAUGAAAUAACUCAGCAUGAUUUUCAGAGCUCCUACCUGAAGCAAAUUGUGAAUUUUUUUUUUCUGUUUUUUGGACCGACUCAUUUUGGUUGGUUCUUUUUUUGUUUUCUUUUUCAAAGCAUGAGUAAGGAGGGUGGUUCUGUCAAUCAGUACACAGCUAUACAUAGUUCUCUUUAUUUCUCCUCUUUAUUUUUGUAGCUAUAUGUUUGCCUUCCUCGAAGAUGGCUGUAUGAAUGUAUUGAAUGUAAAAGAUGUUUUUUCAAAGCGUUAGUUGGAUGGUGUUGUCUAAUACUGUGGUUAACCCAAUUAAUUUGUUUACUACAGACCAAAACAUACAGCACAGAUAAAAGUAUAUUGGUUAUCAGAGAUUUAAUGUUUAUAUAAAACUAUUCUAUAAGUUGUUCUUUUUGUACAGUAUUUUUCCUAUACAAUACUGGCUACAUAUUUUAAAGGCACAACAAAUCCAGAAUAUUAUUAAAAAAAAAAGAUAAAUAAAAAGUAUAUAUAUAUAUAUAUAAAUGACAUAUAUAUAUAAAUAUAUAUAUAUGCAUUAUUCAAAAUAUGUGAUUCAGUGUUUUGAUAUGAAAUUUUGCCAUGGUAGAUGUACAGAGAAUCAAGGCACUCCAGCACCGGUUCAUAUGGGCAUUAUUGUUGACACUCCUGUACCCUUGGUUGUAUGGACGUAGCCUUUAGCACCUCCUGUGGUCUCUUGUAAUCCAUAGAGCUCAAGUUUCGCCACUGGCACAGAAUAAAAAAAGAAAAGUGUACAAAGCCACGAGGAUGACCUUUAUUUGCAUCCUCCCUCAGAAAUGCACCUGUCAACAAAGAUGUUCAAAACUCAUCGUGUUUCCAUGAGUCCGGUACCUGAUGACGCCACUAGAUGUCACUAGAUGUCUUAUACAGUAUUCCUAUUGUCCUCACUCACUAGAGCAAGAGGUCUGUUGCAGAUUUUUGCAGGAGGUAUAUAGCUUUAUUUAUAUAUUCUGUGAGAUGAAGGGUUGGAAUGCCAGAAGGUCAACAGGUUUAAUAUCUCAGUAUUUUUCCUCAUUGAAAUGGUCAGCAGUCGUAUACAUUGACCUGUGUGGCUGCUGUUCUUGAGUGAGGAGACUGCUGAAAUUGGUUAGUAUAGCUUUAGGUUUAGUUUUCUAUGUGCCCACCAAAAGUCAUCCAAACAGGAUACAUUUCCACGGCCAGAAGGUUUUGCUGUUUUGCCACAGACGCAAGUUGUUGGGCGGUAUCCCAUGUGCACACAAUAGGCUACUAUAUGUCAAGAGGAUAAAGCCAAUAUGAUUUCUCUCCGAACCCCCCCCCCCCCCCCCCCCCUUUUUUACCUCCUAAUGGAUCAAGUCCACUACCUCACCCUUGGUAAAGACAUAAAAAUGAAACAUAGUCAUUAUGAGUCUAUUCCAGUGCCUUGAACUCACAAGCUGUUCCUCAGACACUCUGCAUUGUUCAGAUUUAACCUACCACCUGGAUAGCUUCAGACAAGGGCUCCCCUGGUCCAUACAAGCAUACAGUACAUUCAUUUUUUAGGAUUCAAAGACACAGACAUGGGUAGAUGACCAUUGUAUUAAUGGCAACACCAAGCAGACUGUUUUUACAGAGGAGGGUCAAAUAUAAAUUAGAGGUGUAUUCUAUCUUUUUUUUGUGACAUGGAAUGGAGGCAUACGCAUAUUUAUGCAGUUUCAGCCCUCAGCCUCUCCCAUUCUCUCUGUAAUAUAUAAUGUCGAAUAAACUAUUUCCAGUUACUUA
Molecule: messenger RNA, 5283 nt
Organism: Sardina pilchardus (European sardine)
Lineage: Eukaryota; Metazoa; Chordata; Actinopteri; Clupeiformes; Clupeidae
Gene: hlfa
Product: HLF transcription factor, PAR bZIP family member a
Exons: 4
Coding region: 1146-2072 (308 amino acids)
Biological process (GO): regulation of transcription by RNA polymerase II
Cellular component (GO): nucleus
Molecular function (GO): DNA-binding transcription factor activity, RNA polymerase II-specific; RNA polymerase II cis-regulatory region sequence-specific DNA binding
Source: RefSeq, a predicted model, not a curated record